AUGCCAGUUCCAAAGCCAAAUGUAUACUCUACUAAAAAUAUUGGAGGGAUUCCAAUAGUUUAAUCCUAUUUAAUGUCAAUAUUUGAUGGAACAGGAUCUAUGUGUUGUGAAUAUGAUAUUGCUGUUAAUGCUUAUAAUGAAGUCUUUUAUACUAUUAACAGAAGAGAAGAGUUUUAAAUGGCUUAUGAUGAUGUACAUAGCUUGUUACCCUACAAAGGAGCGGGUAGAGGUAAUAUUACAAAAACAUUUCAACAUGUUCUCAAUAAAUUGCUCAGUAAUAACAAUUAAUAUGGAAAAAACAUUACUAUAAUGUUUAUUAGUGAUGGAUAAGAAGAAUUUGAGAUUUAAUAACUUAGGGAAUUAGUUGAAAAAGUUAAGUUAGAGUUUAGGAUUCAAUUCAUAUGCGUUAAAGUAGGAAAUGAAUUUCCCACAACAAUUAGUAGUGAAUUAUGGAGUGAAUUACAUAACAUUGAUGAAUCAAAAGAGUUAAUUCAUUUAUAGAUUCCAAGACCCUCUGACUGCGACACAUUAAAAUAAUUAUUUAUAUAAGGAUUUAAAUAAAUUAGAGAUAAAUACCUCAAAUUCCCUAUUUCUGCAUUAAAAGCUGAUAAACCUGUCUAUUCAACUGCCACUUCUAAGCCACUUUUUGAAAUCGAAAUAGAAACAACAUUUAUGUGUUAUGCAGAUUGCGUUAAAUUGAAUGGUAAUGUGCUCUAUCCAACUAAUAAUCCAGAGGACAAAUAACACUUCUUGCUAAAAUCAGUUCAUAAGGUAUUACUAAACGGAGGAGAAUAAGAGGAUUUUAAAAUAGUAUAGUAAAUAGUUGAUAAUAUUUCUGAAAAACAUUCUAAAGAAUAUCUAUAAAAUGGCAAAAUUGAUGAUAUAAAGAAGAUAGUGAACGAAGGAGCUAAAGGAAAUUUAUAAUUUAAGAAAUUAACUGAGGAAGUGAAAUCAAUAUUUAUUUGUGGGGUUUACGAUUUUAAUGUUAAAUUAGUAAAUGUAUUUUAAGAUGUUAAAGAUAAGGAAAGAAAAAGAAUUUAAUCUGGUUUCAUAAGAUAGUUAAAUGAAAAAAUGAGUUAAUAUAUGUAGGAUUGA
Molecule: messenger RNA, 1095 nt
Organism: Paramecium pentaurelia
Lineage: Eukaryota; Ciliophora; Oligohymenophorea; Peniculida; Parameciidae
Source: the annotation of a GenBank genome assembly